AUGCCUGCGAAGAUGCCUGACAACUACCCCACUGAGUCUGAGGCCUACGAUGCCAAAGAUACCACCACCGAAUCCGGAUAUGUCAGUGGUAGCUCCAGCGAGGACUAUCUCCCGGAGAUUGUCUUCACCAAGCCUCAUCUCCAGUUUCUCAACCGCCAGCUGCAGUUCCUCGAGCCUCAAGAUGUCCUGAGAUGGUGUGUCACAUCACUGCCUCAUCUCUUUCAGACCACCGCCUUCGGUCUGACCGGCCUGGUCACGCUGGACAUGCUCUCCAAGCUGGACGUGCCCCGGCCCCAGGUGGUCGACCUGGUCUUCCUCGACACCCUCCACCACUUCAAGGAGACCUUGGCUCUGGUUGACAAGGUCCGCCAACGAUACCCGAACGUCACCAUCCACGUCUACAAGCCCAAGGGCCUGGAGACGGAAGAAGAAUUUGCCAAGAAGUCGAGCCUGCUCAGCGGGCCUACCCGUGAACUCAACGUCCACGCCGUGCUGACUGGCCGUCGCCGCAGCCAGGGUGGCAAGCGGGGAGACCUCGACAUCAUCGAAGUCGACGAGGCUGGUCUCAUCAAGAUCAACCCGCUGGCCAACUGGACCUUUGAGCAGGUCAAGGCCUACAUCAAGGAGAACAACGUGCCCUACAACGAGCUCCUUGACCGCGGGUACAAGAGCAUCGGGGACUACCAUUCCACCCAGCCCGUCAGCGAGAACGAGGAUGAACGCUCGGGCCGCUGGAAGGGCCAGGAGAAGACCGAGUGUGGCAUCCACAACCCUCGCUCCAAGUACGCCCAGUACCUGCUGGACAUGGAGCGCAAGCGCCAGGAGGAGGCUCUCUCACAGGCGUUGAACACUCAACUGACGCCGGCACAGUGA
Molecule: messenger RNA, 873 nt
Organism: Aspergillus terreus NIH2624
Lineage: Eukaryota; Fungi; Ascomycota; Eurotiomycetes; Eurotiales; Aspergillaceae
Gene: met16
Product: phosphoadenylyl-sulfate reductase (thioredoxin)
Exons: 3
Coding region: 1-873 (290 amino acids)
Cellular component (GO): cytoplasm
Molecular function (GO): phosphoadenylyl-sulfate reductase (thioredoxin) activity
Source: RefSeq, a predicted model, not a curated record